CCGUGCAUGGCCGUACCGGGCCGAGCCGAGCCGUGCCGUGCCCGCCAUGGCCAUCGCGCACAUCGCCACCGAGUACGUCUUCUCCGACUUCUUGCUGAAGGAGCCGUCGGAGACGCGGUACAAAGGGCUGCGGCUGGAGCUGGCGCUGGAUAAGAUCGUCACCUGCAUCGCCGUGGGGCUGCCGCUGCUCCUCAUCUCCCUCGCCUUCGCCCAGGAGAUCUCCAUCGGUGCUCAGAUAAGCUGCUUUGCACCCAGCUCCUUCUCCUGGCGACAGGCUGCUUAUGUGGACUCCUACUGCUGGGCAGCUGUGCAGCAGAAGCAACCAUCCCAGAACAACUUAGAGAACAUCCCUCUGUGGCUGCAUAAAUUCUUCCCAUACAUCCUUCUGCUCGUCGCUAUCCUGCUGUAUCUCCCAUGUUUGUUCUGGCGCUUCACAGCAGCACCUCACCUUUCUUCAGACCUCAAAUUCAUUAUGGAAGAACUUGACAAAGCCUAUAACAGGGCAAUCAAAGCUGCUAACAGCAUCCACAGCGGAGACCCCAGGGAGCCCGCUGACUUGGUUCCAGCUGUUAAUGAGAACUUAACACAGAGUUUGUGGGAAAUAUCCGAAAGCCACUUUAAAUACCCGAUUGUGAGGCAGUACCUGAAAACAAAGAAGAAUUCAAGCUUAAUAGUUAAAUACAUUAUCUGCCGUUUACUCACACUAGUAAUUAUCAUCGUUGCGUGCCUCUAUCUGAGCUAUUACAUUAGUCUGUCCUCUUUGAGUGAUGAGUUCCUCUGCACCAUCAAAACCGGCAUCUUAAAGAAUGACACAUCUGUUCCAGAAGUGAUUCAGUGCAAGCUUAUUACUGUUGGUGUCUUCAAGGUACUCAGCUAUAUUAACCUGAUAAUCUACCUUCUAGUGAUGCCACUGGUAGUGUAUGCAAUGUUUGUUCCAUGGAGGUGGAAUUCAGGCAUUCUCAAAGUGUAUGAAAUCCUGCCAACUUUCGAUGUUCUGAAGCUGAAGUCAAAGGUUUUCGAUGACUUAAGCCUUUACCUCCUCUUUCUCGAGGAGAACGUGAGCGAACUUAAAUCAUUCAAAUGCCUCAAAGUGCUGGAGAACAUUGCAGUUUCUGAGAAGUUUGAUGUCAUGCAACUUUUGGUAAACCUCGGCACUAUUAAGACAGAUACCAUAGAUGGGAAGCCAGGGACAGCCGUGUUGGAGAAGCCUGAAGAAACAGCUCCGGAAGAGCUGGGAAAAAAUGCAACAGAGCUACAAGUUUUGACAGACCAUGAUGCAAGCGCAAACUCCAGUCCCAGAGAAGGUAAAAAGCUUCGCCAAAGACUCUUAGACUCUUCAUGCUGAUGCUUCCCCCGCCGCAGCAGGCAGGAGCAUCGUGCUGCAGGGGGGCUUCUCCUCCACCUCCGCUGUGCUGAACACAAGGUGCUGCUCUUUGGAUGCAGCCUUCUCCAUGGCCUCGCAGUUCUGCAGAGGCCAAACUGGUUUACAGACUGCUUGUGUAAUAAUCAGCAAUCACAUACCUGAAAAAGCAUGGUGUGGACUUUCACUGCUUAUUGAAAGAAACCAACCACGAAACACGCAAGGAGCAACAAGAACAAGAGAUGUCUAUCUUGAGAAACAAGUGACAUGCAUUGAAUGCAAUCAAAGCUGGCAGCAGGAAAGAGCUAGCACUAUAUUGUAAGGGAAGAGGGAAACAUAACCCUGUAGGUAACAACAUUAGAUGGCCACUUUGUCUUCUGAAGUGUUGCUCUGCUGGGAGCAGCCAUCUCAGUUCUGGUGUGUAAGUGAAGCAUCUUGGGGCUCUCUGCCCUGGAAAAUGGGUUUCUUUCUUGGUUUUUAAUGACUAUGGUUAACUGGUACCAGGUGGUGGCUGGCCUCUGAUACUGGUUCUGUCCUCACAGGAGACAUAGACAUAGCUCAGUUCAAUCAGAUGUCUUGGUUAGCUCAAGUAAUGCGUGGGACUAAUUACUUGGCUCUGAUAGGAAAGAAACUACAAGCAGGCUUAGUAUAAGGGGGCACUGUAAAUGUUGGUGAUUUUGAAUUCUUUAUGGAUUCAUAAAUUAAUGAUGUCUUAACACUUUAAUUUUCACAAAAUGUAAUGAUACUUCAGCUAAAUAUUUAAUUUCUAUUUCUCAAUUAUUUUGGCCUUAGUGGCUAAAAAAAUCCACCUUGGAGUUUACACUGAAGAUCAUUGAAGUUGGUUCCAUUUUGUGAUGGUUUGCACAAGUUUUGUAGCAUUUCCAUGUGGUUUUAGUAUCAAUUGCAAUAUUAGUUGUGCUGUUCUCCAAACCCCACUCAAGAAGACAGUCAUUUGUAUUACAGUGGCACCCGAGUGCCUCAGCAGAGCCAAAAUGAGGUAGAUGUAAAUAUGACAAAAGGUUGUUCUCCCCACAUAUCCUGUGACUUGAUUUUAGUUAAGAUGCUGAAGUGGAUUGGAACCGACAAUAGAAAGGGAAGCACUGGAAAACUCUCCUGGUUUGCUGUUGGACAGUUUUGGGAGAGCAGCAUUCAGUUUUAAUGUCUUCCCCCUGCCCAGGAUCUCUACCUUCAAUGAACAUUAAAAUGAGCUUUGUCUUGAAUUUUGGGUACAAAGGUGGGGAUGUGGGUUCUGUAUUGUCCAUGUAAUGUUUCACCUGCCACCUCUUCAGAGCUGUCUUUUUAGACACAGUAGCACCUCUUUUAUAGCUAGGUAGGAGUUCCAUUUUCUGGUUCAUCUGUGUCACCCGCUGUUGUGUUCUCAACUGUCAACAUCCUCCAUAGGGCUGAGGAUGAGGGGGAAAAGAAGUAAUUGGUGCUACUGUCUCUGCACAGGAGUGUUUAUAUGCUGCAGUAGACUUCAAAGAGGUAGUGUACCUACUUGGAUUUGGCAGCCACUGUUAAAAUGGAUCCCAAAGUGCUGUCAUACCAUAGUUUCAGUGAGUAUUACAAGAACUCUUCAGUUAUUAUAUGGCUUUCAGCUAAGACAAGCCUUACUUAAAAGAGAGCCUUAAAAGCCAUAGUAUUAUGCUACGUCUGCAUAGGACAGUAGCAGAGCUGCAGUCUUGAUGUCUGUUGCAUUACCAGCAAGAAACAGGGCUUGUGUUGGACACUGGUGGUCCAAAGGGCUCAAUUUUACUGCCAUACUUCUCACAUCAAAGCUUCAACCCCUCUGACCUUUACCAGGACGUUUCUGCCUGGCUGUGUUGUGAUGCUGAUGAUCCUGUAUAUGUGGGUAAUGCAGAUGCAUGUUGUGCACUGUGUGUUUUGAACAAGGAGUGAUAGUGCAAUACUAGGGGUUUGUGAUGUGGCUGUGUUAGAAGGGUUUGAUGUAAGUAGAGUUCUCAGUCUCUAAACCUCGAAAUUCCUGAAGGCAACACGUUCAUCUUUCCUGUUGGAUAUGAACCUAACUUUUUACUAAUUCCCCUUUUGUAUUUAAAGCUAUGACUUGCUGCAGUGAAUCUCUUGUUGUCUUGUAAAGUGCUCAAUAAAAUAUGUAUCCAUUCUUCUUGGUUAUUUAAAUA
Melopsittacus undulatus (budgerigar) is the source of this 3501-nucleotide messenger RNA. It is a transcript of the gene PANX1, whose product is annotated as pannexin 1. Gene Ontology annotation, cellular component: plasma membrane. Gene Ontology annotation, biological process: cell-cell signaling; monoatomic cation transport; positive regulation of interleukin-1 production. Lineage: Eukaryota; Metazoa; Chordata; Aves; Psittaciformes; Psittaculidae. Gene Ontology annotation, molecular function: wide pore channel activity. The record is from RefSeq and is a predicted model, not a curated record.